CGGCAAGUAACUACGAGAAACAGAGAGGCUGUCAUACACAAGAGCAUCACGAUAUACCGAAUGGCUUCCCGGCAAGUGCUGCUCUCUGCUGCCGCUGCCAUUGCCGCCGCCUUCCUCCUGGCGCCAGCCUCCGCCGAGGUCUUCACUGUCGGGGACGCCGCCGGUUGGACCCUCAAAUACCCUGCCACCUGGACUGAGGGCAAAACCUUCGUCGUCGGCGACAGCCUAAUGUUCACGUAUCCCUCCGACAAGCACAACGUGAUGGAAGUGACGGGCGCGGACUUCAAGGCCUGCAACGUGACGGGGAACGUGCUCGGCACCUGGAACUCCGGCAGCGACGCCUUGCCGCUCGCCAAGGCCGGGAGGAGGUGGUUCGUCUGCGGCGUGGGCAACCACUGCGCCCAGGGCAUGAAGUUCCUCGUCGUCACCGCCGACUCCACCGCACAGUCCCCGUCUGCCCCGCCAUCCUCUUCGGCCUCGUUCAUUAGCGGAGCGGUUUCACAGGCCAUUGCAGCGGCUGGCGCCAUAGCCGCAGCCGCGUUCAUGUUCUGA
This is a messenger RNA of Lolium rigidum, 552 nucleotides long. RefSeq names its product mavicyanin-like. The record is from RefSeq and is a predicted model, not a curated record. Gene Ontology annotation, molecular function: electron transfer activity. The coding region runs from base 61 to 552 and encodes 163 amino acids. NCBI's taxonomy places the organism in Eukaryota, Viridiplantae, Streptophyta, Magnoliopsida, Poales, Poaceae. The transcript has 2 exons. Gene Ontology annotation, cellular component: plasma membrane.